Molecule: messenger RNA, 1512 nt
Organism: Capronia coronata CBS 617.96
Lineage: Eukaryota; Fungi; Ascomycota; Eurotiomycetes; Chaetothyriales; Herpotrichiellaceae
Exons: 2
Coding region: 1-1512 (503 amino acids)
Biological process (GO): regulation of DNA-templated transcription
Molecular function (GO): DNA-binding transcription factor activity
Source: RefSeq, a predicted model, not a curated record
AUGCAAAAUGAUUUAGGUCACUCCAGUACUUCCUCACCGGCGGACAACUUCACACCUUCGUCGCCAACCCAGACGGGUCGCAAGCGAAAAGCCCCCUCUGGCACUCGCGGCGUCUCCAGCCUGACUCCGGAGCAGCUCGCGAAAAAGCGCGCCAAUGACCGUGAGGCGCAGCGGGCCAUUCGGGAGCGGACGAAACAGCACAUUGAGAGCCUCGAGCGCAGGAUACAAGAGUUGACGUCGCAACAACCGUACCAAGAGCUUCAGGCGGUGAUCAGGCAGAAAGAUGCCAUCCAGGCGGAAAAUGAUGAGAUCAGGAGGAGGCUGGCCUCCAUCAUGUCCAUACUCCAGCCCAUUGUCGGUGCACAAGGCUUGACAGAUCUCGCAACAGCAGCGCAACAUAAUGUCCAACCAGGAGUCGGACCACCGAAUGAAGCGUUUCGCGCCGGCAACCUGUCGACUUCCGACCCGUAUCUCAACGGAAGACAACAAUUUCCCGUGUCGCCUCAUACCUCUCAAGCGACCGUGGAAGGGUCUACAUAUCCACCACCUUUCGGCUCGGAGAACCAUGGCGACGGCAGAGUGUGGACGGCCUCUAGAGAAACGCUGAGCCACCAACGCGACAACCUCCAGCGAGGAUUGGAACUGAACGACUCUGGAGAACGAUUGUCGUUCAACUUCCUUCUCGACAGUCUAGGCCAGCGGACCGGACCCAAUGCCACCUCUCAGCCGCAAACCAACUCCCCGGCUCGGCAAUCAGUGUACCCUUCUCUGCCUGACCCACAAGCACCGUGGACGAUCCUGCCCAAGAACGUGGCACCGACGUGUCCGCUUGACGGCCUGUUGGUGAAUUUCCUCCAAUCACGCCGUCGCGAGGCAACAGCAGACCAAGACUCUUCGCACAACAAUCCUAUGCUCAACCCGACCAGCUACCCGAGCGUGUCGUCGCUACUUAACCCGUCAGGCGACCACCAACUCGACCCGCUGUCGCAGCUGAUGACCGACAUCAUCAGCAAGUUCCCCAACAUCUCCGAUUUGCCGGAGCAGGCGGCAGUGCUGUUCAUCAUGUUCCUCAACAUGCGAUGGCAGAUCAACCCGACACAAGAGAACUACGAACGUCUACCGGAAUGGAUGCGUCCGACACCAAUGCAGCUGUUUACUCCUCAUCCGGCUUGGAUCGAUCAUAUCCCGUGGCCCAGGAUGCGCGACAAACUCUGUGCCAAUUACCACGAUUAUCCGUUUGAGAAUUGGUUCAUCCCUUUUACGAGCGAGCUCAGCGUCAACUGGCCUUACGAUGCUGUUGAUUGUUUGCUCUCCACGUCCGACCGGGAUAGGGAAGAAUCUGUCAUCAAUCCUGUCUUCGAGCGCCACGUUCGUCGUCUGGAGAAUUGGUCGGUCGGCCCGUCCUUUGCGGAGGUAUACCCAGAUCUCGUCGACACCACGCGUAUCAAACACAAGGACGUUUCUGCUUCCCAAGGUCAGGAGAACUCGGGCAAUGGGUGUGCUACGACGUGA